AUGCCUUUGGUUGAGGGCUUAGAGGGUGCGUUCGUGGCCGCCGAGUCUUUGUCCACAAUGCGAGUCAUCCAGGAGAAGGAUGUGAUCCUCAACGUCUACGAUGUGGGAAACAGUUUGAAGAUGGACUACCUCAAUGACGUCCUUUACCUCAUUGGCACCGGUGUCUACCAUUCAGGCACACAGAUCGGUGAAAAGGAAGAGUGGGCCUACGGCUACACGGAAAAGGGCUCCGGCGUGUUUCACUGUAAACCUCGGUCUUAUCCGUUCAUGUUCCGAAAGUCCGUGAAGCUGGGCAAGACCCCUCUCACACAGGAGGAGAUUCAGGAGGCCAUCGCCAAGCUGGCAACCCAGUUCCAGGGACAAGACUACGACCUUCUUCACUGCAACUGCUGCCACUUUGCCGUGGCCCUGUGCCAGGCUUUGCAGGUCGAGGAGGUGCCACAUUGGGUGACCAGCCUCGCCGGUGCAGCCGCCUUUGUGGUGGACGAGGAGCAGGCCGUCCAGUCGGAGCUCCACAACUUGUGGACGAAGGUUCUUUCCGGGGCUGAAGCGGUGGAGGAGAGCAUCCAUGACGCCAUUUGGGGUCAUGCGAGCACAUCGUUGCAAGGAAAGAUCGACACUCCCACAGCUCCAGUCCCCGAGAAAGUGAGCCAGUGCUAUGUCACUGACAUGUGGGGCCGGAAGAAAGUCACGGCCAAGGCCAGUGAUGUCUUGCAGAAGGCAGGCAUCUUGGAGGGGGGCGCGAAGAUGUGCUGCUAG
Molecule: messenger RNA, 759 nt
Organism: Symbiodinium natans
Lineage: Eukaryota; Dinophyceae; Suessiales; Symbiodiniaceae
Source: the annotation of a GenBank genome assembly